Molecule: messenger RNA, 7900 nt
Organism: Diachasmimorpha longicaudata
Lineage: Eukaryota; Metazoa; Arthropoda; Insecta; Hymenoptera; Braconidae
Exons: 10
Coding region: 1015-5943 (1642 amino acids)
Biological process (GO): regulation of neuron differentiation; positive regulation of transcription by RNA polymerase II
Cellular component (GO): nucleus
Molecular function (GO): DNA-binding transcription factor activity, RNA polymerase II-specific; RNA polymerase II transcription regulatory region sequence-specific DNA binding
Source: RefSeq, a predicted model, not a curated record
CGCGUGUCGGACUUAUCCCUUAAAAAAUACCAACACUUGCUCAACACCAGCCACCCCCACCCUCCAACCAUCGAAGAAAUCGAAACUUCAAAAAAAAAAAUUUCAAAAAUCCCAUUGACUCGUUAGGAAAAAAUUUCUUUUCACAUUUCCAAAAUAUUUUCUCUCUCAUGCACUCCCUCCUCCGUUCCCUCCCGGCAAUUGUAACCCCACUACGGUAAUUCUCCGCCCCCACCAGAGCAAAAAAACGCCCGUUUAAACUCACUCAUUUCCCCCCCUUCCCCUUUUUUGAAAUUUAGUGGGGAGGCGCGCGCUGGCACUUGGCGCUGGUUAACUCGCACAGUGGUGGCCCCACGGUGGUAUCGUGCACCCCCGAUACACGCGAGGUUUAUUCGUUAAGGGACAGUAUCGCCGCGUGCCUGAUAAAAUAAUUAUUCGAUAAUUAUUGACAAUAAAUUGUCCGUAAAACAGUGCUCUGUUUAUUGAAAUACUAGAAACAGUGGAUUUUCUGGGUGAAUGGGUGAAUAAAUAAUCGAAAGGAUUUUGUGGAUUCAGGAUUAUUAUUGUGAGUCCAUGAGAAGAAUUGUGGAGUCUUCAGAGUUGAUGAUGAUGACCAUAAUGAGUGACCGAUGAGGGAUUUUUUCAUUACUUUAACGAUUGGAAAUAUUGUGCUUCUGUGAUUCGAGUGAAAUACGAUUUUUUUUAGUGAAUUUUUCUGAGGAUUUUUUUGGUUUUUUUGGGGGGUGGAGGGACUGAUGACUGUUGGUUGACGGUCAUGUGCGCGAGUGCAUGAUGACGGGCUGAUUUGGAGAUUGCGGGAAUUGUGAGUUUGUGGGGGUUUUUUGUGGAGACCCGAGGAUUUGCGAGUUCUGGGGGAUAUGAGGGAUUUGGAGGCUGGUUUUGGUGGUGGUGAUAUGCAGGGAUGGUGACAGCCUUGAACACGAGACAACGGGGAAAUUUCUCGUUGACGGAUACAAGGAUGCGUUGAAGCACCCGAGAUCCUCCCGCACCCCCGAGAUGUCAGCUGUAACGAGUCCGUAUGGCCCCACGGAUAUGCUAUCCGACUCGGUCUACAACUACGCCACCUCCCGACGGAGCACAACAGGGGAUCAAGACAGCAGCGACUCCCAAUUUGAGCCACCAAGCCAUCAAUUACAUGAUCAAUUGUCAAGUAUGCAGAAACCCCGCAACAAACGUAAAAAUUUCAAGCCAAUUAGCAGUAGAAUGGCUGAAGUAUCGGACGAUGAGUCUGAUAGAGACGAGCAGGAGGAGGAUUCUGAGACAAUUGAUGAGACUAAUUCAAAUGACAUUGUUGAGUAUGAACGUAAAACUCUGUUGGCUACCAACGACGAUAGACCAAAACAGAGACUUAAUAAUAAUGAGGCUAGUCCGAUGGAUCUGUCUGUUGCCACUAGGCCACCUUCCUCAGAUGGUGAUGAGGACAGUGGUGAUUCGUUGAGACAUAAGUUCAUUAUUGAACAGCUCAGGUCGCAGAAGCCUUAUUCACCUGAUGUUGUUGAGGCGAGAAGUCCAGCAUCCGAGUCAUCCGACAAAAGUGACUUGGAUCAAGAGCCAAGUAGACUAGACGAUCACGAUCCUCAAUUUGAUGACGAUCGUAUACAAGAGACUGAGCCUGAAACAGACAUUGAAGAGCGCAAACCCAUGGAAGAUAUGCGCGAAUACGUUGAAUCAACAAUGCAGGAGCUUGCUGCUAUUUUUGGUCUUGCUGGUGGUGAAUUGGCCAAGUCAGUCAGUAGACAAUUGCCAUCAACAUUUCUCAAUCCCCAUACCGGCCAAAUUCUGUUCAAUCCAAAUCCCAAUCAAUCGGGACAGUGUCAGCAGGAUGAGCAGCAGGCGCAUCAAGGAAAAGUCAAGGUGAAAGAGGAAAAGGACGGAUCAUCAAUGGCACCAGGUAGUCCUCCUACGCCACCCCACACCCCCCAAAGUCCGUCGCGUCAACCCAAUCCCCCGGGUAAUUUAUCCCAGUCAAGUCAAACCCAGAGCACAUCCCCAAAUAUUCCAAAUCCCCUGCAAACACUCGCUAAUUCACCCCUAAGUCAGAUACUCAUACAGAAUCCCGCAUUAGCACAAUUGUUACAACAAAAUCCAGCUAUACUAUCCCAAAAUCCACAAUUGGCCCAGUUACUGCAACAAAAUCUUCAGGCACACAUGGGAAAUGUACUGUUUCCCACAAAUUCAAGGAGAGAUGAGUCUGAAGAAUCACGGGUUCCGCCAACGAUAGCAAGCUUGGCAGCUAUGAAGGUGAACGCAGGUGAUCCAAAAGUUUCCGUACUGCUGAGACAAACAAUGUCCCCAUCGGCGGAGAAUCUGAUAAGUUCAAAAUCUCCAGCGGUACCUCAGCCCACAAUCGAUUACUCUCGAUACGUCCGGCGCUUUGGUUCAGGCCAAGAGUGCGGUAGCUCUUACUGCAAGGAGUUGGGCUGUCGCGAGCACUUUCACUGUCUAGACUGCAGUGGCCGAGUGUUCGUGAAGAAGGAGGAGAUGAUCAGGCACUUUAAAUGGCACAAGAAGAGAGAUGAAUCUCUGCAACAUGGCUUUAUGAGGUACUCACCAACUGACGACUGUAUGGAGAGACAUCCAAUGCGUCAAUGCCCCCACAAUCGUAAACAGACGCAUUAUCACUGUAUUCAUGAUAAUUGCGAUAAAGUGUACAUAUCAACAUCAGAUGUGCAGAUGCACGCUAAUUUUCAUAGAAAAGAUUCCGCUAUAAUUCAGGAGGGGUUCCAAAGGUACAGAGCUACCGAAAACUGCUCGACCGAUUAUUGUCCAUUUGCUGGACAACGAACCACCCAUUUUCAUUGCAGAAGACCCGGAUGUACAUUUACAUUCAAGAAUAAAGCGGACAUGGAUAAACACAAAUCGUACCACAUAAAGGACGAGCAGUUGUCGCGCGAUGGAUUCAAAAAAUUCAUGAAGAACGAGGCGUGCCCCUUCGAGCAAUGCCGUUUCUCCAGAGUAUGCAAUCACAUUCACUGCAUCCGUCCGCACUGCAACUACGUCCUCCACUCAUCCGGUCAGCUAUUCUCUCACAAACGAAAGCACGAGCGUCACGAAUCGGAAUUAGCCUACCGAAGGUACAAGCAAGUUGGAGGAGCGGGUAACAGGCCACCAGUGUGGAUACCCGUGGAUAACAGUGUUGACAUGGGUCCACAGAGCCUCUCCUUGAGUAUGAACGGUGAAAGUUCAAACGAGGGCCGAGGCUCGCCGUCCUUCUACUCCCUGGAGGACUCCUUCCAAUCGGCAAGCGAUCUCGCAAUGGAUUUAACCGCCUCAACUACAACCACAAAUCCCAGCUCCUCCAUACAAAUUGAUCCAAGUCCCAAUGCCCCUCAGUCUCCCCAACAGCUGACACCCGCUGAGCUAGCCUACCUAGCUCCAGCAUCAUCAGACUGUCUCUGUCAAAAUGGUCGUGAUCACUACCACUGUGCUCUUGACCGUUGCGGAGCGACUCUGAGAAAUGCAACUGAGGUCCGUGAACAUCUUCGAGAGCACGAGACACAAGAGCGAAUAACCGAUGCCUUCUUCGAGGAAGGCAACUGCGACGAGUCGUGUCCCUACGCUGACAAAGAGAAACAUUAUCACUGCACGUGGGAGAACUGCAAGGAGGUCAUUCUGGCAACGGACAAGCCCUUCAGAAGACUUCAACACUACAAAAUUCACGAAUACAGCAGACAAUUGAAUCUUAGUUCAUCAACCCAAGUUCUAUCGUCAGACGUCACUCUGACUCACCUGACCAACAUUGACGCCAUGUUCAGGCGAAAACGUGGCCGACCACCAAAGAAUCGUGUUAUCGAAAUAUGGUCAGGUGGUGAUCCAUCACACACACAAGACACACCACAAGCUAUAUUCACCAGUUUUAAACUGCCAAAACCCAAUCCCACAAAUCCUAAUCCACAAAUUGACGAACCGGAAGAGAGUUUAUCACCAGUCCCUGACGAUACCGAUGGCUUUUCAACCUAUAAUCCUGACACCUGUCCCGACCCAGUCUGCGUUAUUAGAAUGACAAAACAUCAUCAUUGUUCCCAACCAAGAUGUCACUUCUCCACAGAUAGGCCAGAUCAACUCCUCAUGCACAGCAAGGAUUUUCAUGAUAACAUUGACAUACCAUCGGGCUUUGCAUUCUACGACAAAAUGGUGGAUUGCAGGCUGGCGGGAUGUCACAGUAAUCGCGUCCACCGGCAUUAUCACUGUACGAGGCCAAACUGUGGUUACUCAUUUGUGAGAUAUUCGACAAUUGCACAGCAUGAGAAACAACACAUGGGGAUGAGUGAUGCUACUGAGGUCAGUACUGAUGGUGUCAGUCAAGGAGGUAUGGAAGUUAAGCCCAGAAUUCAGGUGAAGAAUACAGCGGAGCUCAUCGAAAAGGUCGACGAGGACGAGAGUAGAUUGAUCAUCGAAGUGAAGGAGGAAUUACCUAGUCCCGAUGGAAAUAAAACAACUGUGGUGAGGGCGGCAGGCACCUAUUAUCCGGUCAGCGGACCGACGAGCGAACCCGCACUACCGGGCGCCAUGUUAUCCAUCCGGGCUUCCGUGCACCAAGAGACACCAGUGCUUCCAUCAACGAGCUCAUCCUCCUCCCACACUCUCUAUGGUCCUGAGCAAAGUUGCAGCCGUCCAUUUUGCAAAUUAAAACGAAAGAAUCAUUAUCACUGCAACGCCUGUAAUCAAGCAUUCUCCGAGCUAGAUCGUCUGGUCGCUCACAUCGCGAAACACUCGACUGGUGCUAUUCUGUCCCAACAACAGCACGAAUUACCCCAGCAACCGCAAAAUCCCCUUCCCCAUGAUUAUCUAGCUCAACUAUCGGCUCAAAAGCACGAUUUCAUGUCUCAAAACGUGCAGAUGGCACAGAACAUUCAAAAUUUUCAAAAUAUGCACCGCCAAAUGCAGCAGAGUCUCUCCCAAAUGACACAACAGCCACCGAUGAAGGACAUAAAAAUUGAGUCUCCAAUAAAGGACAUAAAAAGAGAGCCGGACAUUCUCCGCGAGGAUAACCACCACCACAUGGAUAACAAUGAAAAUGGCCAGCUCCCAGUGCCCCCUCCUCCCACCUCAGUCCCUGGUCCAGUUCCAAGUGGCUUUGAACUUGAUCUGAGCCACGGCUUUCAUUUCCCUAGUCCCGCAGUAAUGGCCGCCAUGAAUCAGCAAAUAGCGUUGAUGAAUCAGGCACUUCCGCCAUUUCUGCAACACGGUGGUAUGUACGCAGGGGCACCAGGAUUGAUGUUUGCCCCUGGAAUACCCCCGGGAAAUUUCCUACCACCUGGAAGGGAUGAAAACCCUCUAGCCUCCCUCGCUGCCAACCUGAACCUCAACAAGAGAUCACUCUCUCCCCCCGAUGUCAAUUCCGCUGAAGCCAAGAAACAGAGGCUUCAUCACUCCAUGAGGAUGCUCAAGGAUGAGCCUGUGCCUGAGGGUUACGUCAGGUUCAGGUUCAAUGAGGACUGUAGGUACCAGCACUGUGGCUACAGAGAACAUCAGACGCAUUUUCACUGUAUGCGACAGGACUGCGGCUACUCGUUCUGCGAUAAAACAAGAUUUGUUCAGCACACCGCGAGACAUGAGAGAUUGGAUACCCUCAUGGGUGGGGAUUUUCAGCAGUACAGGGCGAAUGUACCCUGUGGCAGGGCCCAGUGUGCCUACACAUCGUCCCUGGGAUCAAUGCAGAAUAAAGCGUCUCACUUUCACUGUCUCAAAUGUGACUUUGUUUGUACAGACACCAAUAAAGUUGUUGCACACAGACGACAGCACGCCAAAUUGGAUAAUAUUGCAGCAGCUGGCUUUCAAAAAUUCACACCGAGUCAACCCUGUGGUGCUGGACAGUGCCAGCACUCCAGAAAACAGACGCAUUAUCACUGCCUUCAGUGUCAGUAUGCUGUACUAGGUCUUGCGCAAAUGUCGGCGCACAAGUAUCGGCAUAUGGAUGCGUAAGGUAGUGAGAUUAGUCAUUUUAAAUUAGGGAAAACCGCGAAGUGGGAAUGAUUGGUGGAUUUGCAGAGUUUUCCGAAUUCUGUUCAUUCCCAUUGCAAUCAGCGGGGCUAAUCAGGCGAGUUUUAACCGGGAAAAUUAGAGGGGAAAAAAUUAUGACGAAUCUGAAUCGUACUAAAGUGUUUCUAGGGAUGUUCUAAAAAAAUAGAUAAAUACAAAGAGAUGUGUAUAAUUAAUCGUAUUUACAAGCAGUAUUUAGAAACACGAAAUGAUAAAAGACUGUGGCUGACGGUUGAACGUUUAAAAUUAGAAGAAUUCAGCCAUUUUUUCUUUUUCACAAAGAAAAACAGGAAUUGAUGAAAAAAAAUUGUGAAGCUGUUUCUUGUUCUGUACAACGAGAGAGAUGUAUAUGAAGAAUAGUAUAUUGGAAAAAAGAUAUACUCUAAAGUGUUAAUUCAUUAAAUAUAGGGGGGAUUUUUAGUGGAAGUGUGAAUAUAGUAACUGCUAAAGUAUAAUUUUAAUUAUUGAAAGAUAAACGAGGGAGGGUGCGUUUUACGAUUAAUCGAUGCUCAACCCAAGAGAUAUAAGUCCUCUGAUCUGACUCGAAACGACUAAGAACCUGAUAAUGAAACUAUUGAGAUAUUAAAAUGAAAAAGACAAAAUAUUUUUUGAAUACUAGACUUUUCAGAGUGAUAGGGUGCCUUUAGAGUUGCAUCAUUCUCAUUCUUUCUCCUGAAUUCCUAGAAAAAAAUGAACAUAAUGCGUGCCUUAUCAGCAACGCAGAAACAAUAAUUAAUUUAAGACUCGAUUUCUGAAUAAAUCCGUAACUUACGUCAAUAAUGAGCUAAAUUAUUGUGGACUUAAUGUGCUAGUGCCUUAAAACAAGACAUUGUAGGUAUUCUCAAGCCUCAAUAUAACCAGAUAAAUUAUUUCUCGUACGAGAAAUUCAUCCCUGAAUUUUCCUGAAAACAAGCAGACUAGCAGCCGAACCAACAUUAAUCAGCUAGUGUAGAGGAACGAUUUUUACGUUAAAUAGUAGCCAUUCCAUAGGAAGUACACACUGAUAGUCAUCCCUCCAACCAGUCAGGUUUUACGAUUGAGCAAAAUGAAAGGAAAAAAAAACUGAUAGCUCGGUGGGUAAUGCAAGGAGAAGGCAGCACAAACGAGUGAAUUUCAACGCAAAAACAUGAAUGACCAUGAUACGUUGUGGUAUUCCGGGUAAUUCAAGAAUACCACAUUUUGUUUUAUCAGUUCUGCUUCGGGUUAAAACAAGUGUGCGUUUAAAAAAUUGGUAUUCCUGGUUUGGUUGGGUCAUAGGAAGCCAUAUGAGUGCCAUACCACGAGUAAACACGAUUUAAAAUAAUUAUUCUUAGAAGAAUGAGGGGCUGAUCGUGGGGCGUAAGGUGCGGGAAUUCAUGAUCAAUGACCAUUUUGGGUGAUACGACAAAGUGGCAGAUGUUUUUUAGUGAUUGUAACAUAUUUAUUUAGAAGUUAGAAUGGGUUUUCUUUUGUUUUUUUUUUCUACAACGAGUCUUGGACUGGUUUUCAACUUUUUCCCCCUGAAUGAAUAUCAUGUAUCGCCCGUUUCGAGACCGAUGAGGUGAAGUAAAUGAUUAAUGUGGUAGAUGUAUCCUAGAUUUAAAUGAGAAAGAAACACUAUGAGAGAAAAAAAAUGUAUGGGUAUAAGUAUUAUUACAUAAAAUCAUUUUAAUGUGAAUGACGAUUGAGAAACAAUUGCGUCAUGCGUAUUGUAGUGACAGAAAGAUACGAGAAAAAGCUAUUAUUGUAAUUGAUAAUUUUAUCUAUUGUAUCAUUAUUGAUUAAUACCAUCUAUUAUAUUAUACAUAAUUAAUUAUUAUUGAUAAAUGACACACGAACACAAACACCUUUUAUGUAGCUGUGAUUUUGCUUUGAAAAAGUGAAAAUUAAACAAAAAUAUGAUAUUUAUAGCAACAACUGA